This is a messenger RNA of Argentina anserina (silverweed cinquefoil), 2213 nucleotides long. Its product is annotated as probable glycosyltransferase At3g07620. Gene Ontology annotation, molecular function: glycosyltransferase activity. The record is from RefSeq and is a predicted model, not a curated record. Lineage: Eukaryota; Viridiplantae; Streptophyta; Magnoliopsida; Rosales; Rosaceae. The transcript is spliced from 5 exons. Bases 152 to 2143 code for a protein of 663 amino acids.
CUUUACACCCAAUAAAGCAAUUUGCUUCUUUAUUCUGUUCUUGAAGAGAGAACAACUGUUUUGGUAGCUGGGAAGACUGAGGAGAGUAACAAAUGAGGGUGGAUUAUGGUUGUUGAAAGUUGGCUAACAAUCAUUAGAGGGGUUUCUCAAAAUGGGUCAGGACCUUUUCUCUUUUUGUCCAACCGAAGCGAGGAGAUUGCUAUGGAUUGUGGGGAUGUUGUUUGCUUUAAUAUUGGUUCUCCAGCAUCUUGAACUUCCAUAUGGAAGUCAUUUAUCAUCUGUGCUUUCGGCUAGACAGGUUCCAGUGGAGAAAAAUAGUAGCUUCCAAGCCAGAGACCCAUCAUCUGUUGUUAGUAUGGUGGGAAAUGAGUCGGUUAUUAACCGACUGGACGAUACUGCUACACAUCCAUUUCAUGAGAUAGCUAUCAAUAAUAGGACUUCUGUUAUGGUAUCAGAUGGAAGUGGAAGCUCAGAAAGAGUUUUAGAAAUAGAUGAGGAUGAAGAUGAAUCUGGAAGUUUGGUAAAGCAAAAUACAACUUUGAGUGAGAACAGUGUAAAGAAUUUGCAAACUUAUACAGUACAGGAGGGGGGUAGAAAACCUGGAAAUUUGGACAAGGAUAAUACUACCGACAUUACACUUAAUACUACAGACCCAGGUGGAAAUUCAAAUGCCAGUAUUCCAACCAAUCCACCUGCAUACUCGCCGGUGAAUCCAUCACUCAGUACAUCUCCUGUAGUUGUUGAAACAGAUGUGGGAGCUCCCAUUAUAUCUGUCGACUCAAAUGUGACUUUAGAGGGGAAAGAUCAAACACCCCCUCCUGAGAAAACUGAAAAUUCUGAGCCACUGCAUAGUGGCCUCAAUGAACCAGGAAAAGAUUCUUCAGUGACCGGAGUCCCUGUACUGAACAAAGUGCCAAAGGUUCCAGCCUUGGAAGUGUAUACAAUAUCAGAUAUGAACAAGUUGAUACAUCAUAGUCAGACCUCGUACCCUUCAGUGAUACCAAAAUGGUCUUCAUCAGUAGAUCAAGAGAUGCAAGAUGCAGCAUCGCAGAUUGAGAAUGCUCCCAUUAUAAGGAAUGAUCGAAAUCUUUAUGCUCCAAUUUAUCGGAAUGUUUCCAUGUUUAAAAGGGGCUAUGAAUUAAUGGAGAGCACUCUUAAAAUAUACGUUUACAGGGAAGGACAAAGACCUAUAAUGCACACACCAGUACUCAAAGGGAUAUAUGCUUCUGAAGGAUGGUUCAUCAAGCAGCUGGAAGAUCACAACAAAUUUGUUACUAAAGACCCCCAGAAAGCGCACCUUUAUUACUUGCCUUUUAGCUCUCGGAUGUUGGAGGAAAGGCUAUAUGUGCAAAAUUCACACAGUCGUAAAAAUCUGGUACAGUAUUUGAAGGACUACCUGGACAUGAUUGCAGGCAAAUACCCUUUCUGGAAUAGAACCGGGGGAGCAGACCAUUUUCUUGUUGCUUGCCAUGACUGGGCUCCAGCAGAGACAAAGGAAAUUAUGGCCAAGUGCAUUAGAUCCCUCUGUAAUGCUGAUGUAAAGGAAGGCUUUGUAUUCGGCAAGGACGCAUCUCUUCCUGAAACGUACAUCCAGAAUGCUAGGAAUCCUCUCAGAGAUCUUGGAGGCAACCGUCCUUCCAAGAGGUCAACACUUGCAUUUUUUGCCGGCAGCAUGCAUGGUUAUGUAAGGCCAAUUCUAUUGCAGCACUGGGAAAACAAAGAUCCGGACAUGAAAAUCUUUGGCAAGUUGCCAAAGAGCAAAGGCAACAAGAACUACGUGCGUAAUAUGAAGAGCAGCAAGUACUGCAUUUGCGCAAAGGGUUACGAAGUGAACAGUCCAAGAGUGGUAGAGGCCAUUUUCUACGAGUGUGUGCCAGUGAUCAUAUCAGACAAUUUUGUGCCUCCGUUUUUUGAAGUUCUGAAAUGGGAGUCAUUUGCUGUUUUCGUAAUGGAGAAAGAUAUCCCAAAUUUGAAGAACAUACUACUUUCAAUUCCAAAGAAGAGAUAUCUACAAAUGCAGAUGAGGGUGAGAAGGGUACAACAGCACUUUCUGUGGCAUGCUAAGCCUGAGAAGUAUGACAUUUUUCAUAUGAUACUCCACUCAAUAUGGUACAAUAGACUCCAUCAGAUAAAACCCAGAUGACACUGAAACAUUCUACUCCUGUAAAUUCUGUGUUCAGAAAGCAAUAAUUUUUCUUUUUUCUGGUGUUGAA